AAAGAAAAAAGGAAUACUAUACGACAUCGUUUUCAUCACACAUAGAGAGAGUCAAUUCUGAACUUGGAAGUUCAUUCAUUCAGAGCUUCAUCCUCCAUACGGCGUCGUUCCCGAGUUCACUCUUUCCGACUCAGUCGCGAAUCUGCGUACAUAUCAGCUUCCACUAGUUGUUCCUGUAUCUAUUUGAAGAGGACUUGGCUAAGUUGAUAAGUUUUUUGGUCGAGAGGAUUUCGGAGUCAUCUGAGAGUUGAAAGGUUGCUGACGGUAAAAAUAUUAGUGCUGAAAUCAAACCAAGAUGAGAUAAUUUGUUAAGCUCUUUUGAGGACUCAAUUGAAAAGAGAGACGAUGAAGAGUAGCUCGUGAUUAUUCUGUAAACUAAAUGAUCUCAAAAUGGAGACACAAACACCUGGAAUAGGAAGUACCAGCGGUGACACCUCUAUCACUCGGGCAAACAUAGAUGGAUCCAACUCCGUCAAUGAUGAAUUGGAUUGUGUAUUAAAUGAAAAGAAAUUGGUCAUAGGAGAGGUUGAUGAUGAAAGGGAUUCAUUUAGAAAUGAAGAGAAUCCUUCUCUUAUUGGUGAUGGACAUUUCACAGUCUCGCAACAAAAGGAGAAAGAACUUGUUGAUGAAGUAACUGUAAGGACUUCAGAAGUGGAACAUCUUGAACGAGAAUUGGAACUGAUGAAAGCAGCAGCUGAAAUGGUACUUAAUAACGAACAGUCAGUUGACUUCUACCUUGACCAGUUGACUGAACAAGUACAUGCUAAAAGAAAUUACCUUUCGACUUUGGAUUCAGAAUGGGAUGCUGUAAGAAAACCCUUGGAAGAGAGAAAAAGAACUCUUGAGGAGUCUCUAUAUUCAGACAGUCCAGAUGCACAGGCAAUGCUCCAGAAGUUGAGAGAAGUACAGGAGGAAGAAAAGGUCAUUUCAUCUGAAAUUAGAAAGAGGGAGGAGGAACAUUCAAAACUUCUUGCAGAUCUGGAGAAGCAACAGAAAGUAGCAUCUAGAAAAUCUUAUACUCACCGUAUUGAGGAGAUUACAAAAAAUAGCCGCAAACAAGAUGCUGAUAUUGAGAGGAUCUUAAAAGAAACUAGGGAGGUUCAAUUGGAAAGUAAUUCUAUACAGGAACGUUUGCAUCGGACAUAUGCUGUUGCCGAUGAAAUUGUAUUUAGGGAAGCAAAGAAAGAUCCCACAGGACAGCAGGUUUAUAAGCUCCUAGUAAACAUCCAUAAAGGUUUCGAACAAAUAUCCGAGAAAGUUCUGGCAACUGAUAGAAUUAGAAGAGAAGUAUCUGAAUAUGAAAUGAAACUGGCAGCCACACCUUCCACUUCCAGAAGCUUAGAUGUGAGCAAGCUACAAUCUGAUCUUGAUGCCAUUACUAUUAGGGAAGAUGAAUACCCUCUAUAGAUGUGAGCAACGUACAAGCUGAUCUUUAUGCCAUUUUUAGGGAAAAUGAAUACUAUUUUGAUCAACAGUUUCAAGAUAGGUGAAAGUUAUUCUUCAACAAUUCAUUGGAAACAAUUAAAACAGUCAAUUACCAAACCCUGCCUAUUUUUGUCUUCAAAGUUUAUUAUACUUCAUAGAAAAUAGAAACACAUUGAGAAAAGUCAUUUUUCUAUUGGUUUGAAUGGUUGAGGUUCAUGUUUGUUCUUGGAUUUUCUCCAUCCAUUAUGUUUUUCAUUAGGCUUAAAUUUAUCCAGAAGGCAGUCUAAUAUUGAGUAUUGUAAUGUCAGUUUACAGCACAUUGAACUUGCAAAAGUAUAGUGUCAAAAAAAAAAAAAAAACUUGCAAAAGUAUAUGACGAAACGAAAAUAUGAACAUGCUAGCGAAGCAACUUUUAAAGC
Messenger RNA from Trifolium pratense (red clover), 1844 nucleotides. Its product is annotated as coiled-coil domain-containing protein 22. The transcript is spliced from 6 exons. The record is from RefSeq and is a predicted model, not a curated record. Bases 391 to 1407 code for a protein of 338 amino acids. Gene Ontology annotation, molecular function: cullin family protein binding. Lineage: Eukaryota; Viridiplantae; Streptophyta; Magnoliopsida; Fabales; Fabaceae. Gene Ontology annotation, biological process: positive regulation of ubiquitin-dependent protein catabolic process.